CAAAAAUUUAUUAAUAUAAAUUUUAUGUAUUUUGUAUGUUAGAAUAAAUUUAAGUGAGAGUGUAUAUCAUUCGUGCCAAAAAAAUGGUAAAACUGUAUGCAUUGUCGGUUUUGUAUAAAAAUCCUACAUCAGCAACAAUAUUGAAAGGUGCUUAUGAUGUAGAGUCCUUUUCGUUUUUUCAAAGAAAGAGCGUUAAAGAAUUUAUGACGUUCAUAAGUAAAACUAUUGUUGAAAGAACUCAGAGUUGCUCCAGACAGAGUGUGAAAGAAGGAGAUUAUAUGUGUCAUGUGUUUGUACGAGCAGAUAACCUAGCUGCAGUACUUAUAUCAGAUCAUGAAUAUCCUAGAAGAGUAGCACAUACAUUGAUUACAAAAGUUAUGGAUGAAUUUGCAACAAAAUAUCCUCAGUCUGUAUGGGAUACUUUAAGCGAAGUUAUGACUGAUUUUGCACAGAUUAAUAUAUAUUUAGUCAAAUAUCAAAAUCCCAAUGAAGCUGAUGCUCUUACUAAAAUCCAAAAUGAUUUAGAUGAGACAAAAAUCAUUUUACAUGGUACAUUAGAAGCUGUCCUUAAAAGAGGUGAGAAUGUGGAUGAAUUGGUUUCGAAGUCACAAGUUCUUAGUGUUCAAUCAAAAGCAUUUUAUAAAACAGCACGUAAAACUAAUUCCUGUUGCAGUUUAGCCCCUUAAAACCAUUUAUCAAAAUCA
Eufriesea mexicana is the source of this 704-nucleotide messenger RNA. It is a transcript of the gene Ykt6, whose product is annotated as YKT6 v-SNARE homolog. The transcript is spliced from 4 exons. Bases 84 to 686 code for a protein of 200 amino acids. Gene Ontology annotation, biological process: endoplasmic reticulum to Golgi vesicle-mediated transport. The record is from RefSeq and is a predicted model, not a curated record. Gene Ontology annotation, molecular function: SNAP receptor activity. NCBI's taxonomy places the organism in Eukaryota, Metazoa, Arthropoda, Insecta, Hymenoptera, Apidae. Gene Ontology annotation, cellular component: Golgi apparatus.